CCCCCCGCCGCUCCUCGCGACGCUGCCGCCGCCGGAGCCUCCCGGGGGCCUGACCGGAGCCUCCCCGGGGCCUGCUCGGGGCCUUUUGCGGCCUUACCGGGGCCUCCCCGCCGCUUUUCGGGGCUCGACGGGGCCGUUUGGGGCAUCCCCGGGGCUCGGGGGCGCCGUUUGCGGCCUUACCGGGGCCUCGCCGGGCUUUGACCGGAGCUUUUUGGGGUCGAACCGGGCCCUUCCCGAGGCCUCCGGGGCUGAACCGGGGCUUUGAGGGCCUUUAACGGGGAGAGCCCUCCCGGUGCUCCCCGUUUUGGUUCUUUCUCGCUGGAAUUCGGGGCCGAUUUCAGCCGAAAUCGCGGCAAAAUCGGAAUUUUUUUUUUGUUUAUUUUUAAUUUUUGUGUUGUUUAUUUAACAGCGCUUUUCCUGUUUUAUUUUUUUAUUUUUUUUCCGGGAUUCCGGUUCCUCCCGUGGCUCAGAAAAUCCCGGGAUUUGCGGCGCAGCAGGAACGGGAUGAAAUGCCAAGGAUUUCUUCAGGCCGGCGAAUUUAUUUUUGUUUUUUUCUUGCGGUUUUUGUUUUGAUCGAAACAAAAUCCGCGAUCCAGGGAAUUCCUGCCUCGGCAAUGUCCGCCCUGGGAAUGACUUAAAGGCAACGCCGCGCUUGGCUUUUCUUCUCUAAAUUAUUAAUUAGCAAAUUAAAAAAUAAUUUAAAAAAGGGUUUUUUUUUUUUUGGGGAGGGAAAUAAUUCCGGUAAGGACUGAGAGCGCUCCAGGCAUCGCCAGAACUUUGGGGAUUUUUUUUUAGGGGGAAUUUGUUGGAAAAUUAAAGAGAAGGAAAAAAGGGAUCGGAGAUCGCUGAGAGCGCCAGCGGGCACGGCUGAGGUGCCCAUGGCGGGUCGGAAGCGUGGCGCUGGCAGUGCCAACGGUGGCACGGGCGGCGCGGUGCCGUGGCCGGAGGAGCCGGGCGAGCGCGAGCAGGGCCUGUACUCGCUGCACCGCAUGUUCGACAUCGUGGGCGCGCAGCUGACGCACCGCGACGUGCGCGUGCUCUCCUUCCUCUUCGUGGACGUGCUGGACGAGGCCGAGCGCGGCCGCAUCCGCUCGGGCCGCGACUUCCUGCUGGCCCUGGAGCGCCAGGGCCGCUGCGACGAGAGCAACCUGCGGCAGCUGCUGCAGCUGCUGCGCAUCAUCACCCGCCACGACCUGCUGCCCUACGUCAGCCUCAAGAGGCGGCGCCCCGUGUGCCCGGACCUGGUGGACAAGUACCUGGAGGAGACGUCCAUCCGCUACGUCACCCCCCGCGCGCCCGGGGGGGCCCCGCCCGGCCUCGGCCACCCCCACAAAUCAGUGCCUGCCCCCCACCCGUCCCUGUGCUGCCCCCCGGGGGGGCCCCAGCUGGGCCCCAAGCGCCCGGGCCGGGCCCGGAGCCUCCUCGGGAGCCAACGGAAACGGAGAAAGUCAGCGACCCCCGACCCCAAGGAGAAACAGACCUGCGACAUCCGCCUGCGCGUGCGCGCCGAGUACUGCCAGCACGACUCCGCCCUGCACGGCAACGUCUUCUCCAACAAGCAGGACCCUCUGGAGCGCCAGUUCGAGCGCUUCAACCAGGCCAACACCAUCCUGAAAUCGCGGGAUUUGGGCUCCAUCAUCUGCGACAUCAAAUUCUCGGAGCUCACCUACCUCGACGCCUUCUGGCGGGAUUACAUCAACGGCUCCCUCCUGGAGGCCCUCAAGGGCGUCUUCAUCACGGACUCGCUCAAACAGGCCGUGGGCCACGAGGCCAUCAAGCUGCUGGUCAACGUGGACGAGGAGGAUUACGAGUUGGGUCGCCAGAAACUCCUCAGGAACUUGAUGCUCCACACGGCUCCCUGAGGGAUUCACCCCCACCCUGCCCCCCAGUUUGGGUUUUUUUGGGGUUUUUUUUGGGAUUUUCCUGGUUUUUUUUUUCCUCUCCCUCCCCGCCACCCCGGUUCUUCGGCGGAGUUGCGCUCGUGGAUUUGGGGAGGGUUGGAGGUGUGGGGGAUUCCGGGAUUUGGAGGUUUUUGGGGGUUCCUGGUGGGUUCUCCUUGUGUUUUCCAUGGGGUUUUCCCCUCCUGUUUUUUCUUUUGUAUCCAUUAAAACUGGUGAUGAAAAGGCAAAAAUCCCGUUGGUGCCACAUGCUGGGAUUUGGGGUGUGGAAUAUUCCAGAAUUCCUCACUUUGUCUUGUCAGUUCCUUCUUUUCUUUUUUGUUCUCCAUGUUUUCUCCCUGUUUUCUUUUUUAUCCAUUAAAAAUGGUGAUGAAAAGGCAAAAAUCCCAUUGGUGCCACAUGCUGGGAUUUGGGGUGUGGAAUAUUCCAGAAUUCCUCACUUUGUCCUGUCACUUCUUCCUUCUCUUUGUGUUUUCCAUGUUUUCUCCCUAUUUUCAUUUCUUUUCUCCCUAUUUUAUUUUCUGGUUUUUGCCAUUAAAAACGGUGAUGAAAAGGCAAAAAUCCCAUUGGUGCCUCACAUUGGGAUUUGGGGAUUGGGGAUGUGAAAUAUUCCAGAAUUCCUCACUUUGUCCUGUCAGUUCCUCCUCAUGUUUUCCACAUUUUCUCCCUGUUUUGUCCAUAUUUUCUUUUCUUUUCUUUUUUUUUUUUUUCCAUUAAAAACAGUGGCAAAAAGGCAAGAAUCCCAUUGGUUCCAUAUGCUGGGAUUUGGGGAUCAGGGGUGUGGAAUAUUCCAGAAUUCCUCACUUUUUCCUGUUAAUUCCUCCUUUGUGUUUUCCAUGUUUUCUCCCUGUUUCCUUUUCUUUUUUUAUCCAUUAAAAAUGGUGAAGAAAAGACAAAAAUCCCAUUGGUGCGACAUGUUGGGAUUUGGGAUGUGGAAUAUUCCAGAAUUCCUCAUUUUCCUUGUCAAUUUCCUCCUUCUUGUGUUUUUCAUGUUUUUUUCCUCUUUUGUAUCCAUUAAAAAAUGGCCAAAAAAAAGGGUAAAAAAAAUCUCAUUUUAAGAACCUGAGGGGGACACGCUGGGAUUUGGGGAUUGGAGGUGUGGAAUAUUCCAGAAUUCCCCAUUUUCCUUACCAAAUUCUUUUUUUUCCAUUAUUUUUCCCUCAUUUUUCCCU
Messenger RNA from Melospiza georgiana, 3070 nucleotides. RefSeq names its product death effector domain containing (gene DEDD). The record is from RefSeq and is a predicted model, not a curated record. Gene Ontology annotation, biological process: apoptotic process; extrinsic apoptotic signaling pathway via death domain receptors; regulation of apoptotic process. The transcript has 5 exons. The coding region runs from base 879 to 1862 and encodes 327 amino acids. Gene Ontology annotation, molecular function: DNA binding; protein binding. Lineage: Eukaryota; Metazoa; Chordata; Aves; Passeriformes; Passerellidae. Gene Ontology annotation, cellular component: nucleolus.